Molecule: messenger RNA, 1448 nt
Organism: Aspergillus steynii IBT 23096
Lineage: Eukaryota; Fungi; Ascomycota; Eurotiomycetes; Eurotiales; Aspergillaceae
Product: PQ-loop repeat-containing protein
Exons: 3
Coding region: 304-1167 (287 amino acids)
Source: RefSeq, a predicted model, not a curated record
CGAUGCUAUCCGUAUCCUGCCCUUGCUAUAUCACUGUCGAGGCCGAGUAGUUUGAUCGGGUCCGAACCGAGUCCCUGAUUUGUCCUCCCCUUGGACCGAGGGGUUUGCUUCGGCUUGUCAGUUGAACAAGUCAUCUCCUACCUGAUUUGUUCCAAACACGUGCGGUAGAAAGCAUCUUAACUGGUCGUCUCUUCCGAGGAACUCUCGCCAUCCCUCAUUUCCCUCCCAGCGAUCACAACUUCGUCGAUAGAAUCAUCUCAUCUCCUCCUGUCGUGCCAGAAUUUCCCCCAGGCAGCCUUCACUAUGGAUUCCGGGAAUGCUCAAUGCAAGGACUUGGAGUCUCCUGAAUAUAAGAACUUCGUCUUAUCGCUACUGAUCGUGCUGGGGAUUCUCCUCUCCUAUCUCCCCCAACACUACCGCAUUAUCUCCCUCAAGACCUCCUACGGCAUCUCCCCGUACUUUGUCCUUCUAGGAACGACCUCCAGCUCGUCAGCGCUGGCCAACGUCUUGUCCCAGCAAAAGAGCUUACAAGAUGCCUCCUGCUGUAGCAGCAUUAGCGGGUUCGCUUGCUUCGCCGGUCUUCUUGGUGUUCUACAGAUCGCAACGCAAUGUUUCUGCUUCUUUACAAUCCUCUCCCUCUUCGUCGCCUACUUCCCCCGCAUCAGCUCCUCCGAAGCCAAAGAUAGCCCGUCCUAUCGAACCGCUCUGGUUGUCGGCGCCACUUGCAUCGUCCACGCCGUGGCCGUGUUGAUCGUCACCGUCGUUGUCGGCGUCAAACGGCCGUCCGCGCUCCAGGACUGGUCCAACUUCUGCGGUAUUCUCGCCGCCAUCCUCUCCUCUAUUCAAUACUUCCCGCAGAUCUACACCACCUUGAAGCUCCGCUGCGUCGGCAGCCUGAGUAUCCCUAUGAUGUGCAUCCAGACGCCCGGGAGCCUCGUCUGGGCCGGUAGUCUGGCGGCGCGAUACGGGCUGAAGGGCUGGAGCACCUGGGGCGUGUUGGUCGUCACUGCCUGUCUGCAGGGCACGCUCUUGGCCUUGGGCGUCUUCUUCGAGUACCUCGGUCCUGACCGCGGCCAUCCUCACCAGCACGACAAAGAUGCAGAAAACGAGGGGUCGAUUGAUGACGAGUCCCAGGAUCCGUCUGAGCAGACGCCGCUCCUUCAGUAAAUUAUUUCCAUUCGGCGUUUAUAUACUACCGCGACGUAGCGUGCGUGAAGGUGUCUGGUUGUCUCGUCUGGACGAUUUAUUUCCUUCUGGGGCGCGUGGAGUUUCCCGUCUUUCUUUCUGCCUGUCUUAUUUAUUUGCAGACUUAUGGGCCAUAUCUGCGCAUAUUCAGAGUAAAAAAAAAAAGUGUCCUUGUUUGCCUUGAUCAGGGAUCUGGUACGGAUUGGAUGAUAUAUGUAUCCUAGGAUGCUGCUGGCACAGCCCACUUAUCGAUCGAGGAAAAC